This is a messenger RNA of Thermothelomyces thermophilus ATCC 42464, 1268 nucleotides long. RefSeq lists its product as uncharacterized. Lineage: Eukaryota; Fungi; Ascomycota; Sordariomycetes; Sordariales; Chaetomiaceae. The coding region runs from base 143 to 1168 and encodes 341 amino acids. The transcript is spliced from 2 exons. Gene Ontology annotation, cellular component: protein kinase CK2 complex; cytoplasm. Gene Ontology annotation, molecular function: protein kinase regulator activity. The record is from RefSeq and is a predicted model, not a curated record.
UCGCGCCAACCGUGCUGGCUGUCCAGCGAGGAAAGAUCUUGUCAUUCCGACCCCAGCCGGUGUUUUUUACGUGCCGCUGCGCGAAGAACUACGCUCGCUCGGGAGUGACAAGUUCUUGGUGACGAUCGAGGAAGCCAUCAAGAUGUCGACGUCUUCUGGACCCCCAGAAUCGUGGAUCUCGUCAUUCUGCUCCCUGCUCGGCCACGAGUACUUUGCCGAGGUGUCGGAGGAGUUCAUUGAGGAUGAUUUCAACCUCACGGGCCUGCAGAACCAGGUCGCUAUGUACAAGGAAGCGUUAGAGAUGAUCCUCGAUGUCGAGCCGGAGGAAGAUGACGACGACGAUGAGGAGGAAGAGGAGGACGAGGAGGACGCCUCGGGCGACGGGCGCGAAGGCGCCGGGGGGCGCCAGAGGAGGCAUCACAGCCGCGUUGCGAGUGACUUGUCGGUGAUUGAAUCCUCCGCCGAGAUGCUCUACGGGCUCAUCCACCAGCGCUUCAUCUGCUCGAGAGCCGGCAUCCAGCAGAUGUCGGAGAAGUACGACCUGGGCCACUUUGGCGUCUGCCCGCGGACCAACUGUAACCAGACUCGGACGCUUCCCGUCGGCCUCUCCGACAUACCCGGCGAAGACACGGUCAAGCUGUUCUGCCCCUCGUGCCUCGACGUCUACGUCCCGCCAAACAGCCGCUUCCAGACGGUGGACGGCGCCUUCUUCGGCCGCACCUUUGGUGCGCUCUUCCUCCUCACCUUCCCCGAGUACGACCUGUCGCGGUCGGCCGCCGAGACGGCGUCCAACCUGGGCCGGUCGGCCGAGGAGCAGGGCAUGGUCAAUGGCAUGUAUGCGCGCAACAUCGCGCCGGGCCUCGGCCGUGGCAAGAUCUACGAACCCAAGAUCUACGGCUUCAAGGUAUCCGAGCUGUCGCGCGCCGGGCCGCGCAUGCGCUGGCUGCGUGACAAGCCCGACGACGUGACGGUCCUGGACGAAGCCCGCCGCUUCGCCGAGGAGCACGGUGCCGAUUCGGACGACGACGACGAGAGCAUGACGCACAGCCGCCGGCCCCCCACCGCGAGGAGACGCCGGCCGGGGGGCAACCCGGCGCUGCGCCAGCGUCAGGGGCAGAACGGGAGUCCGAUGAAUGUCGACACUAACGGUGCCGAGUCGGAGCUCUAGGCGGAUGACGGGGUAUCACUGCAAAGGAGCACCCGUGGGCAGGCCAAGCAAACAAGAUUUCUGACGCCUCUCGGGGGAUUGCAAUGGUUUUCUCUUGGGG